AUGAAAAAAUCACACAUGUACAAUAACGUCAACCGCCCUAAAAAUACUUUAUAUAAUCAUUUAAAUCGAAACAUAGUUUAUCCCACUGUACUAUUUAAUCCCGUGAUAUUAAAUAAGAAAGAAUUCUCUACGGGUGUUGAAAUUAUAGAAAUAAAAUCCGAUGAAGAGCACUAUACCCAAGAAAAUAAUUUAAAUACUCAAAGUAACGCUAGUUGUAAGGCAAAUGAUUUUGAAGAUGAUUUUGCAAUAAAUAGAUCUGCGAGAGAAAGAAGAAAUUUAAGACAAGAACAAAAAUAUGAUUCAAAAACUAACAUUCUUAGUGAGGCAGCCUUCAGUCAGGCAUGUACAGAUUUCUACGGUAUCGACUGCCACGAUAGAGGCGACAGAAUCCCUUCGAUGUUUCCUCUUCUUAGUAAUUCAACUUCAACUGAAACAUCUUCAGAUGAUGUAGAAGUAUUUCUGUUUGACAAUGCAAUAAACGAUAUAUACUGGAAUAGCGACGAUUCUUAUGACAGUCACAAAGCAUACAUUAACUACAAGAAACCAGAAAAACAAACUGUUUGGAUUUAUUCUCAAAAAAAUAGACAGCAUCUGUUCGAAAGUAACGAUGCUAACAAUAUCCCUAGCCAAGAAACAAGUUACUCCAGUUUUACAGAUGAUGAUGACCCUAGAGAGGAUUUUGAAACAAUCCGCAGAAUUGCAACACCCAUCCCUACUUAUAUACCAAGAUUAAACCUACCAUCUUCGCCGACUUUACCUACAGUAACUGAAGUUACUGAGCCAAAUAAAUCUUCCCUAAAUAUUACAGAGAGCAGACAAACCGAUAAGCAAAAUAUAAAUAUACAUAAUAUAAAGCCUGUAAACACUUGGUUUCUUACCGAUCAAAACGUUGAAACUACUCAAAAGAGAACAGUGAACCAUAAACACAAAUUAAGUACUUUAUCACAAAGAGAAAAAAGAAGAAAGAAACUUAAGGAAAUACAAGAACAGGAAGUUUUAGAUUUAAAAGAAGAUAGUAGUCCUAACAUUGACUCAAAGAUAAUUUUGCAAACCAAAUCCACUAGUCCAAAAUUACAAGAAAAUAGUAAAAACACGAAUAAAUUCGAAGUAACAGCCAAUGCAAUAAAUACGGAUAUAAAUAAUGAAAAUAUAGACAUAAAUAGUCUACAAAAACCACAAAUAAAAAUAAGUCCCAAGUUAUUGCAGACUAAAAAGCAUAUAAGUGAUCCAAUAGAAAAAAUAGAAGGAAAUUGGAUAGAUAAUGAUAGUAACAAUGAUGAAGAAAAAGCUAUAGAAGUAUUGGACUGUGAUUUAAAUACAUCAGACGUAGAGAAAUGUGAUUUGAAUACCAAAAAAAUUACGAGUCAAAAUGAUAAAUUAUUAGUAAGAAAUAUGUCCCUUCUAAAACCUGCAGAAUGGACUCAGUAUUCAGCUCUCGCAAAUAGCGUUCCACCGCUACAAUUAUCCUUUAGUACCGAUUACGAAAACGAAGGGAUACCAUGGUUUAAACGUAUCUACAAGUUUGUUCGAUGCUGUAAG
This is a messenger RNA of Brenthis ino (lesser marbled fritillary), 1539 nucleotides long. The record is from the annotation of a GenBank genome assembly. Lineage: Eukaryota; Metazoa; Arthropoda; Insecta; Lepidoptera; Nymphalidae.